This is a messenger RNA of Monomorium pharaonis (pharaoh ant), 5388 nucleotides long. RefSeq lists its product as uncharacterized. The record is from RefSeq and is a predicted model, not a curated record. The transcript has 2 exons. The coding region runs from base 1 to 5388 and encodes 1795 amino acids. Gene Ontology annotation, biological process: DNA integration. Gene Ontology annotation, molecular function: nucleic acid binding. NCBI's taxonomy places the organism in Eukaryota, Metazoa, Arthropoda, Insecta, Hymenoptera, Formicidae.
AUGCCGCUCGACUCCGGUUCGGCGGGCGCGAGCUCACUAGCGAACAACGCUAUUGCGUGGAGGAGGCGACGAGGUACAAUAAAGGCUUCAUGUACGCGAAUCGAAACAUUUGUCAAUAGCGUGAAUGAAGUAACUCCGGAAAUCGCGGCUCAGUUAGAAGAAAGACGGUCGCGGUUAGAAAUAAUUUUUAACGAAUAUGACGAUAUACAAUCUAAAAUCGAAUCAAUAGAAGGAGGUAACGAAGAAGUUAGCGAUAGAGCGAAUUUCGAGGAGGCGUAUUAUGCGUUGUGUGCGCAAAUUCGACAAUUAAUGAGGCCCGCAUCAGCGCAACCGGUAGUACAGCCGCGGGCGUCGCGAAGCCCAACGCAGUACAGUACGGAGCAUGCUGCCCACGUGCGUUUACCAAAGAUUAAUCUACCUAAUUUUUGUGGAAAUUACGACGAAUGGUUUCCUUUCUAUGAUUCAUUUAAGACAUUAAUUCAUAAUAACGAAUCGUUAAGUAACAUUCAAAAAUUCCAAUAUUUGCGAUCGUCCUUGGCCGGCCAGGCAAUAAAUGUUGUGAACGCUUUGGAAAUAUCGGAGCGGAAUUACGACCUCACUUGGAGUUUGCUUAAGGAACGAUACGAUAACAAACGAAUCAUCGUUCAAUCGCAUGUAAAGGCCAUGCUAGAGCUAACGGCAAUAAACAAAGAAAAUGCUAACGGAUUAAGGCAAAUAUCGGAUGGCGUUUCAAGACAUAUACGGGCAUUGACCGCGCUGGGACGUCCAGCUGACAAGUGGGACGACCUCUUAAUCUAUAUUAUAAGCGCGAAAUUAGAUUCCGUUACCUCUCGAGAGUGGCAUGCCUCACUGAAGGGCACAGAGUUACCCACACUGAAACAAUUUUUAGAGUUUGUUGCUCACCGCUGCCAGACCUUGGAGGUGGUGAGCAAGAGAGACGUGAGCGUGCCUGGUCGAGCGGGUGCGCGGGCACAGGGUGGCAAUGGCGGACGGCAAGCGGCGUGUGUCGCUACGGUUCGCGGCAAGUGCUAUUAUUGUAUGGGCGAGCACACGGUUUAUGCGCGCAAGGAGUUUUUAAAGUUGCCCAUUGAUCGGCGAAUAACUGAGAUGCGUCGACGAAAAAUUUGCCUAAACUGCCUGCGCACCUCGACACACGCGGCCAACAAAUGUGCGUCGGGCGGUUGCAGAACGUGCGGGUUAAAGCACAACACUUUUUUGCAUUCGACGCGCGAGCCGGGGGGCGAUGGCACGAAUCCGCGCGGCAAUGAGUCAGACGGAUCGUCCGGGACGGUGAAUACGGCUAGCGUUAGCGCGCACGCGGCGGUCGAGCGGAGCGGACGGGACGUGCUAUUGUCUACGGCGAUUAUCUAUGUUUAUGAUAAAAACAAUACACGCAGAAUGUGUCGAGUUCUCCUCGAUUCUGGCUCGCAAGUAAAUUUCAUAACGGGCGAAUUUCUCGGUGCCCUGCGUCUCGCGCCGCGACCGACGAGUAUAUCUAUUUCCGGUAUAGGCGGUGCGUCGUCAAUGUCAAAUCAAAUAGCCAAUGUGAAACUAAGAUCACGCGUGAAUUCGUUUACGGCAAACAUAGACUGCGUGGUUGCAGAUCGAAUCACGGACGGAAUACCCGCGACCACCAUAAAGCGCCGGGCAUUUAAACUGCCGGCCGGAAUUAAACUCGCAGACCCGCAAUUCAACAUGUCGGCAAGUGUAGACAUGUUGAUCGGCACGGAGUUGUUCUGGCGGUUGUUAUGCGUGGGACAAAUCGCGGCUAAUUCUGAUCAUCCGACACUGCAGAAAACGCGUCUCGGCUGGAUUCUCGCUGGACGCACCAUCGACGACUCAUCUCCAACUAGCGAGGCGCGCGUAUUGCACGCGGCCGUUAGCAACGCCAUGUUGCACACGCAAUUAGAAAGAUUUUGGCAGACGGAGGAAAUCGCGAACGGUCCGUGUGGGCACUCGAUGGACGAGCGUGCGUGUGAGUCGCAUUUUAUGGAGAACGCGCGUAUUAACGAGCAGGGAAGGUACAUAGUGAAAUUACCAAUAAAACCGGACGUCUUUUGCCGGAUCGGCGAGUCGCGAAAGAUUGCCCUGAAACGAUUUUACAAUUUGGAGAAACGUCUCGAGUCUGAUUCCGGCUUCCGGGAGUCCUACGCGCGAUUUUUGCGAGAGUACGAGCGAUUGGGACAUAUGCGACGGGUUACGGCGGCCGACCAUGACGAAGGAACGACAGUUUAUCUACCGCAUCACGGCGUAAUGAAGAGCGGAAAGUUACGAGUGGUCUUCGACGCGUCGUGUAAAACGAGCACGGGAUAUUCACUUAAUGAUGCGUUAAUGGUCGGGCCAAUGAUACAGGAGGACCUUAUAACUAUUCUGACACGGUUCCGCUCAUUUGCUUAUGCGUUUGCCGCGGACGUGAUAAAAAUGUAUCGACAAAUAUUGCUCGACGGUUCGCAAACGAGACUGCAACGAAUACUAUGGCGCGACAAUCCAAAGGCGCCGGUUGAUACGUACGAAUUACUCACGGUGACGUAUGGAACGAGCUCCGCAUCGUUCCUCGCGACGCGAUGCCUGAAAGAUCUGGGGGAAAAAUAUGCCUCGGAAUUUCCAUUGGGAUCAAGAUGCGUGACUCGCGAUUUCUACGUGGACGAUCUGCUCACGGGGGCCGACACGAAACGCGAGGCGGAACGCGCGCGCAAGGAGGUGGUAAAGUUGCUGGCACGCGGUCGGUUCGAGCUGAGCAAAUGGGCAUCUAAUUACUCCGAAACACUAAAUGAUGACGGGGACGAACCACGGGGCAGAGCGCUGGGCAAAGAGGAUGGACAUAAGGUGCUCGGAAUAUUUUGGGAACCGCGCGACGAUAAGUUCAGAUUUCAAUACGAGCAGGGGGCGAGGGGCAUUCGAGGUACAAAACGCGCGAUAUUGGCGGAAACCGCGAGCCUGUUCGAUCCGUUGGGGCUAUUAGGUCCGAUAAUAAUAAUAGCAAAAAUAAUUAUGCAGGAUAUCUGGCAGUCCGGGCUCGAAUGGGACGAGUCCCUGCCGGAAGAAAGAUGGAAAAAAUUCCGGGAGCAAUUACCGCACGUGAAUCAGCUGCGCCUGCCUCGUUGGACAGGUUUCAGCGGGGGGGGGGCGGCGCGCGUGCAGAUACAUGGUUUCUGCGACGCAAGCGAGCGCGCGUACGGCGCGUGCGUGUACAUACGGAGAGAAUCGACAAACAGACAGCCGCGAAUUGAACUAUUAAUUUCCAAAUCACGAGUCGCUCCUGUAAAAGCAAUAUCUAUACCACGAUUGGAGCUAAACGCGGCAUUAUUGUUGGCUAGGCUAAUUGAAAAAAUCAGAUCGGCGAUCAAUUUGUCGAGAACGAAAUUAUUCUUGUGGACGGAUUCCACCAUAGCAUUACAGUGGAUUUCUUCUCCGUCGCGGAAAUGGGCGACUUUUGUGGCGAACCGCGUGGGGGAAAUUCAGAGUCUCACCAGGGUUUCGAGUUGGCGUCACGUGCCGUCGGCGGACAAUCCGGCGGACGUCCUGUCGCGCGGAAUUUGUCCGUCGGAAUUGGCGAAUCACUCAAUGUGGUGGAACGGGCCGGAGUUCUUAAAAUCGAGCGAACAGUAUUGGCCGAGUCGGACGAUCGACGAUUCAUUGCAGGAGUUACCUGAACAGAAAAGAGUAGUCGCGGUGGCGCUUGUACCGGAACAAUCAGUCACACGAAAUAUCAUUGGCAGGCAUUCGAGUUUGGGUAGAGUGCUGCGAGUCGUCGCCUAUUGCUUGCGAUUCGCGCGUCGAGUCGCGUAUCGGGGGUCAUUUGUGUCGCACAACGAAAUGACAACGGCCUUAAGGGUGUUGACCAGGGCCGUGCAGCGCGAAUCGUUUCCCGAGGAAUAUCGCGCGAUGGAGGAGGGGCGAGCGAUCGCGACCUCAAGCAAACUUUUAUCAUUAACGCCAUUUCUCGACGGAAACGGAAUAAUUAGAGUCGGGGGCAGACUUAAAAAUUCUGCAUUGUCAUACGACACGCGCCAUCCGAUAUUAUUGCCAAAGGGUCACUGUUUAACAAAACUCGUCAUAAAGAGCGAGCAUGCGCGGAACUUACAUGCAGGCCUACAGGCAACGAUACACGCGGUACGCCAACGCUUUUGGCCUUUAGCCGUGCGAUCAACGGCACGAAAAAUUAUAAAAAAUUGUAUCACAUGUUUUAAAUGUAAACCAAGUGUAUCACAGGCCCUGAUGGCAGAUCUACUGAAAGCUCGGGUUACGGUAUCGCGACCAUUCACGCACACGGGUGUCGAUUACGCCGGUCCGAUAUUUCUAAAGGAGGGAAAGCGGCGCAAUGCGAGGUCACAUAAGGCCUAUAUAGCAAUAUUUGUGUGCUUCGCGACCAAGGCCGCACACAUCGAGAUCGUGAGCGAUCUCACGAUAGAGGCGUUUUUAGGAGCGUUAAAACGAUUUGUGUCGCGUAGAGGAAGCCCAACGGAUAUUUACUCCGAUAACGGCACAACGUUUGUCGGGGCCAAUAGACAAAUCAGCGAAUUUUACGAUCUUAUUAAAGACGAGCAGUCCCAACGAACAAUAAAGGAAAGCCUACGAAGCCACGAGAUAACGUGGCAUUUUAUACCGCCCCAUGCGCCACAUUUUGGAGGUCUGUGGGAGGCGGCUGUCAAAUCAGCCAAAUCACACAUGCGUAAAGUAGUUGGUAACGCGGGCCUCACGUUGGAAGAGGCGCAAACACUAUUCUGCGAGAUCGAGGCGGUGAUGAAUUCGCGGCCACUCACCCCGUUGAGUACAGACCCCAGCGAUUUAAAAUGUAUUACACCCGGUCAUUUCUUGAUUGGUUCGGCAUUGAACAGUUUCCCUACCCCUAAUUUGACUGAAGAAAAGGAGAAUUGGUUGAAGCGGUGGCAGCGUGUGGAGCAGAUGCGCCAACAUUUUUGGAAACGCUGGAGCGCGGAAUACCUGCACACGUUAAUUGAGCGUCAAAAGUGGAAAACGAGUAAGGGAGAGCGAUGCAAAGUCGGACGAAUCGCAUUAAUCCGACAACCUGGACUGGGACCGAUGCAGUGGGCUCCUCGGAAGAAUAGAGCAGCUGCACACAGGCGCCGACGGAGUUACCCGAUCGGCCACCUUGAGGACGACGAGGGGCAGCAUUACUCGUCCGAUAACCAAAAUAGCCAUGCUGCCACUGGAGGACAAGGAACAAACACAGUUGCAGCAAUGUCAAAAUGUCCGCUUUGGUCCGCAAGAACGUUUCUGAAAUAUUACGGGAAUAUGACUAUCCUAGGUAGUAACCCAGAUAGCACACGGACGUCCUUAGGACGUCCUCAGGACGUCCAGGACGGACUUCGUGGAUAUUUUGAGGACAUCCUGAUUUUAUCCCUGGACGUCCUCAGGACAUCCUGA